AAAAUCACAUUAGGGUCUAAAAACUUUGAUUUACAAUUUUAAGACAGUUUAAAAAAUACACAUGUGUAGUGAUAUUAAAUAGGAUGAAAGUAUUCCAUUUAAUGAUAAGAUUUAUACGUCUGUAUAGAUUAUAACAUCAACUAAAAUGUACUUAACUUAAAGGUAAUUGUUGUAAAGUGAUUUCCUAGUUGACCAAAGUUGGUUUUUUGAAUAAAUAGUGUGAAAUGUCGGGAAGGUCCGGUGGUCAUCAUUACAAUGUAGAAGAGUGCCCCCUGAACACCCAGAAGCAAUGCAAGAAAUCGGCUAGGAGCUUCAAGGGCCCCCUUCGCGUGGUGAGGCUGUGUCUUUUGGGGAUUCUAUUGCCCGCAGUUUUGAUGGGGGUGCCCCUCUACAUGAAAUACAGGGUGUACGGGCAUCAGUUGUACCCCCUUGCUAUGUCAGAUAUGAGGCUUCUGGAUAACAAGGUCUCCACCACUUGGUGUCAGAGGCAACUAGUUAAAGUAAACACAACUUUUAACGCCUUUUUACUACCAGAAGCCCCAAAAAUAUCUCCCAACCUACAGCAGCUGUCCAUGGUUAGGCAUCUGGAGUUGGAGGACGACACAAAGGAGUACUGGGGAUUUUAUCUACUGGCUGGAUCUUCGGUUACUGUUUCCACAUGCGUCAGGUGGCCUGGAGCGUCAUUGAUAGUCAUCAAAGGCCACAAACACCUACACGAGUGCGCGUACAUUGGAGACAACUCCUCGGAAGAAAUAGAAGAGCUAAUGGAGGCGAUCAGAGAAGGCUCGUACGUGAACCCAAACGUCAAUGGCACAUCGAAGGAAGACGCGCCAGCAAACGAGCCAGACUUGAUGAAGAGGCACCGGGAAAACGUUGAAUUCCACCACCCGAAUCACGCGAACUCCACCAAGCACAAGUUGGAUACGACUGUAGACGCAGCGGAUAUAUCCGAUCCAAAAAUCAUGAAGGAGAUUCUGGACGCGUUGGAGUCGAAGACCGGGAGGAAGAGCAAAUCCGUCGAUCAUCCACAUUUACGCAGAAACUCCACCAUAGCUAAGAACGAGGUUAAGAACAUCAACAUUCAGCAAGGUGGUGGAAACGCUAAAAAUGCAAGCAGUGACUCUCAGGAGGUUUUAAACGGUAUUCUAAAGCAGUUGGAAGGUAUGGGUGGGAAAGGAGACGAAAUUUUGGCGAAAGUGAACAAAAAAUACCGAGAGAAUUCCAACAAAUACCCCGAUCACGUACUGAACAUGAAAGGAAGGCAUUAUUCCAAACCCCCAGUCGAGUUCAAUGAUAACAUAGACAAAGCUAGGAGAAGAAAAAGGGAUCUUAUAAUAAAAACAGCAAUGGAGGCCCAGUUAAAUAGCAAUGAUGAAGAAAACAACUUGGGAUUGGAAGAGGGAUUCAAUCCUGAUGGUAUAGCAGACCACAGAGGCACUGUCAACGAAACCACCUUAAACGAUAUGAGCAACAGCGAGUUUUGGUCUUCAUUUUCCAGCUCUGAAGAAGCUCUUCUGAACUGCGCUGGCUUAAUUUUGAACCUGCCACUUACCCCACACCAUAACUGUCGACAAAAUUUGACCGAAGACCAAGCAAGAGAAACCUACCUGGCCAACUCUGUCACUUACAAAGUUCCUUCGAAUGGUUACUACUUCUUCGUUUUCAACAGCGAGAAUGAGGUUCAAAAAAACUACAUCAGAGUGCAGUUUAACAUCAACAAAGCGGUCUACAACGUCUCCAAUCCCGUGGAGUCUUGCAAGAACUCCUCCCAAACGUGCGCCUUGAAUCUGAAGUUUUUUUCCUCGGAGAAGCUGGUGAUGGAGCUUCCGGUCAAAGAUAACGACACUUUGUGGAACGAGGAGUUCGUUGUGAUUUCGGAAUGUGAGCCGAGAACAGCAAUCUAUGUCGUGAGUGUUCUCACUGUGCCUGUACUUGUUUUACUCUUUGCAUUUUCGUGAUAUUUUUAAACAAAAUGAGACUGUUUUAUGUGAGUUUUAUACAUUAUAUAUUUUACUUUAAUAAAGAUAUUAUUUAUAAUUAGUAUU
Brassicogethes aeneus is the source of this 2045-nucleotide messenger RNA. The record is from the annotation of a GenBank genome assembly. NCBI's taxonomy places the organism in Eukaryota, Metazoa, Arthropoda, Insecta, Coleoptera, Nitidulidae.